AUGGCUUCUAGAAUACUUCCCUCAUUGCUACGUACCUCCGCACGCUCACUGCGGCGGAACCCUGUCCCCGCAUUAGCUCCGGCUUUUGUCCGCAAUAUAUCCACGAAGCACCCAGCAGGUUUCACGCCACCAACGGAGGAGGACUUACUUGAAUUACGAGAAAGAGUUCAAGAAUUUACCCGACGAGAGAUUCCAGCCGAGGUUGCAGCACGGACAGAUGAGCAAAAUAACUUCCCCGCUGAGAUGUGGAAGAAGCUCGGUGAUGCUGGCUUCCUUGGAGUCACCGCAGACGAGGCCUACGGUGGCUCAGGAUUGGGCUACCAGGCGCACUGCGUGGUAAUGGAGGAGAUCAGCCGAGCAUCAGGAAGCAUUGGUCUAUCUUACGCAGCUCACUCGCAACUCUGCGUCAAUCAACUCUCCCUGAAUGGCUCCGCAGCGCAGAAAGAAAAGUACUUGCCAGGUUUACUAUCAGGAGAGAAGGUUGGCGCAUUGGCCAUGUCAGAGCACUCGGCAGGCUCUGAUGUCGUUAGCAUGAAGACCACCGCUAAGGAGGUCGACGGCGGCUGGGUGCUGAAUGGAACAAAGAUGUGGAUCACGAACGGCCCAGAUGCAGACUACAUCGUGGUUUAUGCCAAGACUGAGCCAGAAAAGGCCUCCAAGGGCAUCACUGCAUUCCUAGACAAACUGGGGAUGCGUGGUUCAAAUACUGGUGAACUUGUCUUUGACAACGUCUUCGUUCCUCGCGAGAAUCUCCUUGGCGAAGUCAACCGAGGAGUCAAAGUAUUGAUGGAAGGCCUUGAUUUAGAGAGGCUCGUUUUGAGCGCCGGUCCGCUUGGUAUCAUGCAAUCUGCCCUUGACUUGGUCCUGCCGUACACGCACACCCGGAAGCAAUUUGGGACUCCUAUUGCUCACAAUCAAUUGAUCCAGGGCAAGCUGGCCGACAUGUACACUAAGCUUGCAGCCUCGCGAGCAUACACAUACGCCACAGCGCGAGAGGUAGACAAUGGGGCCGUGGCUCCUGGUCAGUUGGUGAUCCGAACUCAAGACUGCGCUGGCGCCAUCCUCUAUGCCGCUGAAAGAGCGACAGAGUGUGCCUUGGAUGCGAUCCAGCUGAUGGGUGGAAACGGUUAUAUCAAUGAGAUUGCCGCGGGACGAUUGCUUCGGGAUGCAAAGCUGUAUGAGAUUGGGGCGGGUACCAGCGAAAUCAGGCGGAUGGUCAUCGGUCGUGCGUUCAAUAAGGAGUACUCCUAG
Penicillium chermesinum is the source of this 1251-nucleotide messenger RNA. RefSeq lists its product as uncharacterized. The record is from RefSeq and is a predicted model, not a curated record. The transcript has 7 exons. Gene Ontology annotation, biological process: L-leucine catabolic process. Bases 1 to 1251 code for a protein of 416 amino acids. Gene Ontology annotation, molecular function: 3-methylbutanoyl-CoA dehydrogenase activity; flavin adenine dinucleotide binding. Lineage: Eukaryota; Fungi; Ascomycota; Eurotiomycetes; Eurotiales; Aspergillaceae.